This is a messenger RNA of Conger conger (European conger), 3088 nucleotides long. RefSeq names its product gastrula zinc finger protein XlCGF57.1-like. The record is from RefSeq and is a predicted model, not a curated record. Gene Ontology annotation, biological process: regulation of transcription by RNA polymerase II. The coding region runs from base 29 to 1966 and encodes 645 amino acids. NCBI's taxonomy places the organism in Eukaryota, Metazoa, Chordata, Actinopteri, Anguilliformes, Congridae. Gene Ontology annotation, molecular function: RNA polymerase II cis-regulatory region sequence-specific DNA binding; DNA-binding transcription activator activity, RNA polymerase II-specific. Gene Ontology annotation, cellular component: nucleus. The transcript has 2 exons.
UCUCGCUGUUUCAUGUAGUUUGCGAGAAAUGUCGUCUUUUGCUACUUUUCAGGUUCAGGUGGCCUCCAUCAUGGACGCUUUAGCGAAAACGGCGGCAGCAGAAAUUACUAAAUUAGUUGAUGAUGGGUCUGCUGUUUGGCGAUUGGAGAUGAGCAGAAGCCAAAGAGAGAACGAAGCGCUAAAAGCGAAGUUACUGCUGAUGGAGGGAGAGCUCAGGGCUGUGCGAGGAUACGGAGAGGGAACGCCGGACAAUUCUCUAAAACUCUCAUUUGAAGUUCCGGUUUGCGACGAAUUCACAGAAGCACAAAUACACACUUCAGGGGCAGCUGCUGCUAAUAAUGGUGAAGGGCCCCUCUGUAAGGAGGAGGAGCUGCACAUGCAACCCUGCCCUGCAGGAGACCCAGAAAAGGAGCUGCAAGCAGAACUCAAACAGGAGCCAGAGGAGCAGCCUCUCACCCCCACACUCCCCCUGCUGGAGUCCGCAGACUGGGGGAUGGAGCUCCAGACAGUGUGGAGCAAGGCCAACAGCUUAGAAAUUUCUCUGGAAAAAAACAGACAGUGCAUAGGAAGCUUGGAGCUAGUUGAUGCCCGGUUAGAUGACGACUUCUCUCCUCCGCAUUACACAGCUCGGAGGCCACGGUCGGAGAAGGGCGAGGGGUCAGCAUCACAACAACAGAAACAAAAUGGCCGCCCCCUCUACAAUGAGUGCUCUUAUGGGCUGCCUGAUGAGGUUUCAGCAGAGCUGGCAUUCCCUCUGGGUUCUCCAGGAGAGUGUGAUGGAAGCGCCCUGUGUGAGGCGAGUUCUGACACGUCAGCAGAAGCAAAGAGUCCCUGCAGAACUGAGGGACAGGAGGAGGAGUUCAUCUGCACACGCUGUGGGAAGACGUUCCCGGACGCUCUUGAACUGAAGGCACACGAGGAGCAGCACAGUGCGGGGAAACAGUUCAGCUUCUCUGUGUGUGACCAGAGCUUCUCCCAGUCACAUGUCCUUCAAGCGCACAAAAGCACUCACACUGGGCGAUACGUUUGUACAAAGUACAGAAAAGCCUACCAGCUCGUUCACACCAGAGAGAAAUCCCACUGCUGCAAAGAGUGUGGGAAGAGCUUCAACCGACUAGGUAAUCUUAAAACUCAUCAAAGGGUCCACACCAAAGAGAAACCGUUCACUUGUGAGCUGUGUGGAAAGUGCUUCUCCCUGAAGGGCCAUCUUAAAUCUCACCAGGUGAUUCACACAGGAGAGAAAUGCUUCAGCUGCACAGUGUGUAAUAAGAGCUUUGCCUAUCUCAGUGUUCUUAAGCAACAUCAGAGAAUCCACACAGGGGAAAAACCCCACUGCUGCAACGAGUGUGGGAAGAGCUUCAACCGACUAGGUAGUCUUAAAUCUCAUCAAAGCGUCCACACCAAAGAGAAACCCUUCACUUGUGAGCAGUGUGGAAAGUGCUUCUUCCUGAAGAGCCAGCUUAAAACUCACCAGGUGACUCACACAGGAGAGAAAUGCUUCAGCUGCACAGUGUGCAAUAAGAGCUUUUACAAACUAAGUCUUCUUGUAUCUCACCAAAGGGUCCACACGGGGGAGAAACCGUUCAGUUGUGAGCAGUGUGGAAGGUGCUUCUCCCAGAAGAGCCAUCUUAAAACUCACCAGGUGAUUCACACAGGAGAGAAAUGCUUCAGCUGCACAGUGUGUAAUAAGAGCUUUGCCUAUCUCAGUGCUCUUAAGCAACACCAGAGAAUCCACACAGGAGAGAAACUCCACUGCUGCAACGAGUGUGGGAAGAGCUUCACCCGACGAAGUAAUCUUAAAACUCAUGAAAGGGUCCACACCAGGGGGAACACCAUUCAGUUGCACACUGUGCAGCAGGAGUUUCUCCCAGAAUCACACUCUUCAGAGACUCGUACUUUCUCACAAUCAGGACUCCAGACUAAUAAUGUCCCGGGGACAAUAAACAAUGUGUUUGGGAUUAACUGACAUCAUUCCCGGGACACCUUUAGGACGACAAUUUAUUUAUUAAAAAACUUUUUUAAGGUUAAAUGUUCAUCACCUUACUCUGAGCCAGUUGAGCACCCAUCCCCUCUCCCCUCUCCCCUCUCACUGGCCAGCAGUUGGCACUGCUUUACCCGCAAAAUCAAUUCCUGUGGCACAUGCCAACCUUACCUGCUUGUACAACAAUCUCUCUCUGUGCAACGUGUUGUGCUAUUUGAAGAGACUGAGAGCAGUAGAUGGGUAUCUGCACAGACAGAAGGAAGUGGGUCCUAUAGUGGCAGCAGUAAGGUAGGUAAGGUUACUAGGCUAGCAUUACGGCAAACCCAAGUCUAGCCUACUGUCGUGAUAUAGAACAGUAAGACUUUGUUUUAGGGGCGGCCUCUAUCGUAGUGGUUAAGGUAAAUGACUGGGACACGCAAGGUUGGUGGUUCUAAUCCCGGUGUAACUGCAAUAAGAUCCGCACAGCCGUUGAGCCCUUGAGCAAGGCCCUUAACCCUACAUUGCUCCAGGGGAGGAUUGUCUCCUGCUUAGUCUAAUCAACUGUACGUCGUUCUGGAUAAGAGCGUCUGCCAAAUGCCAAUAAUGUAAAUGUAAAUGUAGGCUGCCGGUGUGGAUACAAAAUUCUUGUCACCUGAUUUACAAAUCUGGCAUCGCUCCCUUUCUACUUCCAGUGUCAUCAUGAUGUUUCAACCCCUUAUUGGAUACAACGCUAUCACGUGAUUGUGUAUUUUGAAGCUUUGUUCUGUGCCUGCUAGCAUGUAUUUUCAGUUAUGUUAGUUAUCGUCCGGGCCACCGGGAAAACUACCAGCUUCAUGAAGACGAGCAUUGUAUAGCACGUCCGGUGUUCAGAUUAAAAGAUCGCUAUGUUAUUUGAACUGUGACGCUGUACAUUUUUACUGCAGUCUCAACUGUUGCAUGAAUUGCUUGCUUUCUUAGGGCGCUAGCCAGCAUGAGCUUGGAGUGUAAGCCGACUCGGCAUAGCUGUUUGCUCAGCUAUCUUGUAUUUUGCUGUACAAAUUUGUUAUUUUAUUUACCCACGCCCCCUCUCAUUCUGCUUCUUUGGCUAAUCUGUAUACUUAUUUUCAUAUCUGUAUUCCUGUACUUGUA